AUGAGGGCUGUGAGCACAGAGAAGGCGUCCCGCAGGCGGGGAGCCCCGUGGCUGCCAGGCCUGCUGCUGCGCCUGCUGCUGUGGGGCAGCCCGGGGGGGCGGGCCAGCUACCUGCGCAGGUCCUCCAGCUGCACCGCCAUCCCGCGCAGCAUGGCCCUGUGCUACGACAUCGGCUACUCGGAGAUGAGGAUCCCCAACCUGCUGGAGCACGAGACCAUGCCGGAGGUGAUCCAGCAGUCCUCCAGCUGGCUGCCCUUGCUGGCCAGGGAGUGCCAUCCCGACGCCAGGAUUUUCCUCUGCUCCCUCUUCGCGCCCAUCUGCUUGGACAGGCUCAUCUACCCAUGCCGCAGCCUGUGCGAGGCCGUCAAGAGGAGCUGUGCACCCGUCAUGGCUUGUUAUGGCUACCCCUGGCCUGAAAUCCUCAACUGCAACAAGUUCCCUGCAGACCACGAGCUGUGCAUCGCUGCCGUCUCCACGGAUGAAAGUUCCUCCAGCAGGAGAACAGUGCCUCGAGCCAGUUGCAAGGACUGCGAGCUGGAAGAGGCCAGCACCACCAGGGAGAUCCUGGACAGCCUCUGUGCCAACGAUUUCACAGUGAAAAUCCGAAUCCUCAGGAAGAACACGACCACAACCGUCUCCGACUUCGACCUGGACCCCUCCAGGGUGGAGGUGCUGAAGCACGGCCCGCUCCUCAGAACUGAAAUCCCAGGCAGGCUGCAGCAGUGGCUGGACAUCGAUGCUACCUGCGCCCACAACAUCAUGAGAGGCACUCACGCGGGGGUCUUUGUCAUCAGCGGAGAAGUGCAGAGUGACAAAGUGGUGGUGAACAAGGCCUACGCUUGGCAGAAGAAGAACAGGAACCUGCACCAGGCCGUGCGGAGAUGGAAACAUCACCGCUGCCCCGAGCAGGCCGGCAGGAAGGUCUGAGAUCUUGAUCCCAAUGCUAAGAAAUGGCUCCCUUCCCCACAGCUAGAAAACUCCUUCCCCGGGCAGCUGGUGUUUUGGAGACGUACAGUCAGUAUUUUUAGGUGAAUCAAAGCAGUCAUAGUCAGCAGGUAGGGCCUCACUACAGAUCCCUGAGAUAACUAAAACCCUUCUCCAGAGGCAGAGCUUAGAGAUGCAGACUUAACAUAUUCCUACGGCAAGGUCCUGCCAAUCCAGGACUUACAAUGGAUGGCUUUGUGCAGCAUCAGUGCCUUGAAAUCUGCAGGCGAGCAGACUAGAAGACACCUUCGAUAACAUGGGCAUUUGCACAGGUGAAAGGAAACAACCCCUCCUGAGCACACAGCAGACAGCUGAGGAUUUCUGCAUAACUGGGAAUGACCGCUUUUUGACUUCAGGCAUUCAGUUUGGGUCAGAACGUUCUGGUAACCGUGGAGCUACUGAAGAUACCCGCAGAGCCUUGAGAGAGGUGGCAACAACACUGGGAAUCGCUCUCACCAGUGAAUACAGCCACAGCUCAACAUGAGCAGAAAGCAGAAAACUGCAAAUCCCCGAGUGAGAAAAUGAGUUGGAUUUCUACUGUCUAACAAAGCACUGCCCAUGGAAAGUUUUCUACACUGGAUUAAACUUGAGAAUGAAAUAAAAAUGACAGAAAAAAUAAAAAAACCACACAGCUCUGGGGAUAAAUACGUUCUUCCCUGUGCUCAAAGCCUGCAGCCUCAGUUGUGGAGAGAACCGCCAGCUUUGAUGGAGACACAUUGCCUCCCUGUGCUCGUAAAGCACAGCAACAACCCAGCCAAGACUGUCUCUUCAGAUUUAACAUGGGCUGAGAUUAGCACUCACGGCACUCGCACUGCAAUUCAGCCGCGCUCUGACAUUUGUGUAGCAAUUACUUCUUUUUCCCUGAGGCUCAGAAGAAAAACAGAGAGAUUUCCUAUUUUUAUUCCUCCCCGCUGCCUCGUCUCGCAAACUGCCGCCCGACCCGCAGGGCCUGCUGCCAGGUGGUCCCUGUGAUGGCAGCAUCCUCUGAACAGACUGCGUUUUGAAAACACAACAAGUAAAAGCUCUGAAGGUUGAAAAAGGCUUUGUCUGAUAUUUGUUUUCCAUUAAUGGGAUUAUUUGAUUACUGGUGUUUCCCAACUAAGCAGCGCACAGAUGGUCUGACUUACAAGCUUAGAAAUGAUGUCUCAUAACCAGAGGGGGGGAGGGGAUGGGGAAACAGGGCAGGGACUUUUUGAGAGCUC
Lagopus muta (rock ptarmigan) is the source of this 2186-nucleotide messenger RNA. RefSeq names its product secreted frizzled-related protein 5-like. Bases 1 to 927 code for a protein of 308 amino acids. The record is from RefSeq and is a predicted model, not a curated record. Gene Ontology annotation, biological process: canonical Wnt signaling pathway; negative regulation of canonical Wnt signaling pathway; non-canonical Wnt signaling pathway. NCBI's taxonomy places the organism in Eukaryota, Metazoa, Chordata, Aves, Galliformes, Phasianidae. The transcript has 4 exons. Gene Ontology annotation, molecular function: Wnt-protein binding.